This is a messenger RNA of Colletotrichum fioriniae, 1635 nucleotides long. The record is from RefSeq and is a predicted model, not a curated record. Lineage: Eukaryota; Fungi; Ascomycota; Sordariomycetes; Glomerellales; Glomerellaceae.
AUGGUCCAGAUCAAGCGUGCCCAGGAGACCGGGGCGGCGGACCCCAUCUUGACCCGCAUCUCGGAGGAGGACAAGGUGCCGUGGUACCAGAAGCCGAACCUGCGAUACCUCUAUCUGAUGCUCUUCCCGACGUGCAUGGGUAUCGAGUUGACGUCCGGUUUCGAUUCGCAAAUGAUUAAUGCGCUGCAAAUUGUGCCAUCCUGGAAAGACUACUUUGGAGAUCCGCAGGGUAGUUUGAAGGGCAUCAUCGCCGCUGCGUAUUCCCUCGGCGCCAUUCUGUCUCUUCCCUUUAUCCCCAUCGUGAACGACAGGUUUGGACGAAGGUGGUCCAUCUUUGGCGGCAGCUUGGUCAUGGUUGUUGGAGCUCUCAUCCAGGGAUUCUCUCAGCAUGUUGGCAUGUACAUCGUUGCCCGCAUGAUUCUUGGCUUUGGUAUCCCAACAUGUAUCGUCUCCGGAUCGUCUCUCAUUGGUGAAUUGAGUUAUCCUAAGGAACGUCCUGUUCUGACCUCUCUCUUCAACGUCGCGUACUUCGUUGGCCAAAUCGUGGCCGCCGGUAUCUGCUUCGGUACCAACAACAUCGCAAGCAACUGGGCGUGGAGAAUUCCCUCCCUCCUUCAAAUCUGCCCUUCUCUUUUGCAAAUCACAUUUGUCUUCUUCCUCCCGGAGAGUCCACGAUGGCUCAUCACCAGAGACCGUAGCGAAGAAGCCCACGACAUCCUCAUCAAGUACCACGCCGAGGGCAACCGCGAUUCCGAGUUCGUCAAGGCCGAGAUGGCGCAGAUGAAGACCGUCAUCACCCUCGAGAUGGAAGCUUCCAAGCAGUCAUGGAUGGACCUUCUCAACACGGCCGGUAUGCGCCGCCGUGCCCUCAUCUCUUCCAUGCUCGGUCUCUUUACUCAGUGGUCCGGCAACACGCUCAUCUCAUACUACUUGGGUGACCUGCUCCAGAUGAUCGGCUUGACCGACUCCACUGUCAAGCAAAAGAUCAACCUCGGCAUCGCCGGCUGGUCCCUCGUCUGCGGCUUCACCGUAGCCAUGCUCGUGCGAACCUUCCGCCGUCGCGUUAUGUACCUAGCUUGCACAAUCUCACUGUCUCCUCAGCUCCUCUGCUACAUCAGCUGGACAAUCUCAAUGGAACGCGCCGUCCACGCCCUCGAUAAUGACUACAAGAACCAGUCCGCCUCCGUCGCGACAAUCUUCUUCAUCUUCAUGUACUCGCCCUGCUACAACAUCGGCUACAACGCCCUAACGUACACUUACCUCGUCGAGCUGUGGCCCUACGCCCUGCGAUCGCGCGGUAUCUCGCUUUUCCAGCUCUUUGGCAGGCUGGCCGGCUUCUUCACGACCUUCGUCAAUCCAAUUGGCAUCAAGGAGGCGUCGUGGAGGUAUCUCAUCAGCUACUGCGUCUGGCUCGCCUUCGAGGUUGUUUUUGUGUACUUUAUGUUCCCUGAGACUGCGGGACGUACGCUUGAGGAGUUGGCUUUCUUAUUUGAAGACAAGGCUCUUGCCGACCGGGCUGUUGGUGCUGUCGAGAAGGUCAUCCAUCAUGAUGAUAUGGACACUAUUGGCGAGGUCAAGAGCGGAGGCGGCAAUACUGAAGUGGUUGAGAAUGUCGGUGCUAAAUCUAAAGUCUGA